UCCUCAGUCAAAGGUCAUUCUCCUGUGUGAAUUGAAAUACAAUCUAUGGACAAGUAAUUCCGCUGAGAGGUACAGAACACUACUGCGGGGCAUUGGACAUCCCUGAUAAGCAAGGUUGCUCAGUAAGUGCAGUAGUUCUAAGAUUUGAAUGAAAGGCAUCUGCCAUUCUCUAUCCAGAGGUGGUCCCGUCGACUAGUAGACCCAGCUGUAUUCACUGAGCUGACAUCUUACUCAUACCUUCAUUCCUCAGAAUUGAAUUGCGGGCGAAGGUUCAAUAGUCUACCUGUUGCUGUCCGCUUCCUCCCAGCUCAGCUCCUAUAACUGCUGUCAGUGGGCAAGAGGUACGGAUAGUUUAUUUGAUCCAUUAUUUCACCACCUGCGAGUCCAUACGUUAGCGACUUCAACUGACCGGGGAUAUGGAAGAAGCCCUCAACAGCACUAUACAUCCGACCUGUUUACAAGAACCUCCGCCGGCUGUCGAUAUCAUAAAGCAGCUGGAUAUCUUUGGGGUGGCUCUGUACUCCAUGCUGACCCUCAUGUCUACAAUGUCCCUGCUACUAUACCUGGAGGAGUGUGUGUUUAUCUAUAGAAAAGUCCCGUCUCCCAAGAAGACAACUAUUAUGUGGGUAAAUGGAGCUGCACCGGUCAUUGCUACCAUGGCUUGUUUUGGUAUGUGGAUCCCAAGGGCAACCAUGUUUACAGAUAUGACCUCUAAUUCGUACUUUGCAGUGGUGGUGUAUAAGGUCUUAAUUCUGCUGAUAGAGGAGAGUGGGGGUAGCGAGACCUUUCUGAAGCGCAAUUACAAGAAAACCUUCAAGAUCAGUACAGGACCAUGCUGCUGCUGCUGUCCUUGCCUGCCCCGCGUUCUGGUGACACGGCGUAUGUUAUUCCUGCUGAAGCUGGGGGCUCUUCAGUAUGCUAUCUUAAAGACACUUCUCUCAAUCCUCUCCAUAAUAUUGUGGACCAACGGCAACUUUGAUAUUUCUGAUCUUGAGAUCACAAACACGGCGAGUUGGAUCAACCCAUUUACAGGGGUUCUCACCAUCAUCUCCCUUUGGUCUGUCGCCAUCAUGUUCAUGAACACAUGCAACACACUGCGUAGCGUCAGGAUCAUACCUAAGUAUGCCAUGUACCAGCUGGUGCUGGUGCUCAGUCAGUUGCAGACGGCCAUUAUUAACGUCCUGGCCUUGGAUGGAACCAUUGCCUGCUCCCCGCCCUUCUCCUCUAGAGCCCGUGGCACCAUGUUGAGUCAGCAGCUAAUGAUUGUGGAGAUGUUCAUCAUCACCCUGGUCACCCGGGCAUUGUACCGCCGCACUUAUGACCCACUGCCCUCCGACCCCCACGGGACUGACAACGACCAGAACACCAAUAUCAGCCCACAGGCACCACAGUGGGAGCCUGCUGCCUGAGAGAUUGUGGUGGAGUGAAUAGAGAGAGUGGUGUGUGUGUGUGUGUGUGUGUGUGUGUGUGUGUGUGUGUGUGUGUGUGUGUGUGUGUGUGUGUGUGUGUGUGUGUGUGUGUGUGUGUGUGUGUGUGUGUGUGUGUGUGUGUGUGUGUGUGUGUGUGUGUGUGUGAGAGAGAGAUGUAUCAACAGGCUUUAAUAACCUCACUAUAUAACCUCACAAAUAUUAAUUUACAGUAGCUAGGUUUCGAACCUGUUGGCACAGAUUUUCAUUUGAAUAUUCUAAAAUUUGCAGAAAUCAAAUAUGUGAAUUUUCCCACAAGAGAUGUAUUUCCAUCAAAAUUACUUGUAGAUAAAAGUAUUUGCAUGAUGACAUAGUGCUACAGGUGCACAUAAAAAUGACUUUUACGGGUAAAUGCCCAUAUACCGAAUAAAAAAUACAAGUAAAAUGGGUUUCCAUCGCAUUUUCAACUCUACUGAUGGCUUUGUCACAAAAAAAUAUUGUGUUAUUUAGCGAAUGUGCCCACUCUAGUAUUGGCACGUUCGCUCUAGCCAACAGCUCGUUCGGGUAUAGCCUAAAAAAUGAGAUUAUUAUGGACAAAAGAACAAUAUUAUUUUUAUUUGUCAAAUGGCAGUCAAGCAUCGAUCAUCAUGUCACCAAAAUAAGACCCGCGAUAUUUAUUGGAACGGAGCAUCAAGCUCAUCACUUUAGGCUUUCACCACAUACAGAGACACAGACCAGACCAGGUUGGAGGGCAUUUCGGUAGAAUGCGUUCAGGUGUGCAACUGACUUGGUAUCCCCUUUCUUCUUUUCCACCCUGUGAAGUUCAUCCUUAAUGAUUUCAUCUGUAACCUACUUAAUUAACUUCAUACCUUCCCGAGUCAUAGUGGUAGGACCACACAGCAUGUCAUCGCGUGACUUCAAAUGUACUUCUAUAUUAUGGUUAGUAUAUCAAUAUUUGAGAAUAAAAGCGUUUCCGCCGACAUUUCUAGCAUAAGGAAUUUUACCGACAUUAGACAAUCCUACCUUGCCUAGUAUAUUAUGUUUAUUUGAAAUGUGGAAAGUUUACCAACAAAUGUUCUGUUUCCCAUCAGGCCUGUCAUGACAUUUUUUAUCCGACAUGUACAUUACUCGCAUAAAAAGGUUGGAUGGAAACAUGGUUACUAUUGUUGUAUUUUUAUGACUUUUGUCUUGAUUGUGUCCUAUAUUCUGCUGUUGUAGUUUUUGGUUAAUCCUGUAGGCCUAUAACAUAGAAUUACUGUAGCCUAUCUUAAAAGUUUAGUUGUAUUAUGCUGAAUAUAACGUUAGGACAUAUACCUCCAACAACAACAUAUCUGUCCCAUCCAUAUUGCCUCAGCUCUUAGCACGGCUAUGUGGAGUUGGAUAUGUGAGGGUUUUGGAAAUACGUUUAUAAACCGAAAUGGGUUAAAUAGAUGGAUCAAAUGUGUAUUUUGUAUUCAUAUCAAUAAAUAUAGUGUAUUACAUCUUUAUGCAAA
Messenger RNA from Oncorhynchus gorbuscha (pink salmon), 2899 nucleotides. Its product is annotated as organic solute transporter subunit alpha-like. Gene Ontology annotation, molecular function: transporter activity. The transcript is spliced from 8 exons. Gene Ontology annotation, biological process: transport. Lineage: Eukaryota; Metazoa; Chordata; Actinopteri; Salmoniformes; Salmonidae. Bases 417 to 1409 code for a protein of 330 amino acids. The record is from RefSeq and is a predicted model, not a curated record.